CAUGGCGGAGGGGCCGUCGCCCCUCCUGGACCUGCCGGAGCCGCUGCUGCUGCACAUCCUGGGCUUCCUCUCCGACGCGCGGUCGCGGCACCGGGCCGCGCUCUCCUGCAGCCGGCUCCUCGCGGCGGAGCGCCUCACGCGGGCGGCGAUGUCGCUGCGCGGGGACCCGCGCACGCUCGAGUUCCUCGUCCUCCCGCCGGGCUUCCGCUUCCCGGCGCUCCGCCGCCUCGACCUCUCCCUCAUCUCGCCCUGGGGCCACCCGCUGCUCUCCUCCGCCGCCUCCCCCUCCACCUACACCACCAACACCGACCCCCACCACCACCACCACAACCCCGACGAGAUCGCCGAGCGAAACACCUACAUCGCCGCCCGCCUCGCGCACUACUUCCCCGCCGUGUCCUCCCUCGCCGUCUACUGCCGCGACCCCUCAACCCUCGAGGCCCUCGCCCCCCGCUGGUCCCGCACCCUCCACACCGUCAAGCUCGUGCGCUGGCACCAGCGGCCCCUGAACCUCCCCGCGGGCGCGGAUCUCGACCCCAUCCUCCGCACCUGCCCGGCCCUCACCGCGCUCGACCUCUCCGACUUCUACUGCUGGACGGAGGACAUCCUCCCGGCGCUCGCCGCACACCCCUCGGCCGCCGCGGCCCUCACCGACCUCGACCUCGGCCUCGCGGGCGCCGGCAACGGGUUCCUCGCCACCGACCUCGCCGCCAUCGCGCGCUGCUGCCCGAACCUCCGCAAGCUCGUCGCGCCCUGCGUGUUCAACCCGCGCUACGACGACUCCGUCGGCGACGACGCGCUGCGGUCCCUCGCCUCCAGCUGCCCGCGGCUCACGCUCCUGCGCCUCAGCGAGCCCUUCGAGCCGGCGUCCGCCGCCCAGCGGGAGCAGGCGGGCGUCACCGCUCUAGGGUUGAUCGCCUUCUUCGAUGCGCUCCCUGAGUUGGAGGAUCUCACGCUCGACCUCCAGCACGACGUGCUCGAGGCGGCGCCCGCGAUGGAGGCGCUUGCUCGCAGGUGCCCGCGGGUCAGGUUCCUCACGCUGGGGUGCUUCCAGGGGCUCUGCAAGGCCGCCUGGGUGCAUCUCGACGGUGUUUCUGUUUGUGGCGGUCUGGAGUCACUUCGCAUGAAGAAUUGCCAGGAUCUCACCGACGCCAGCCUUGCGGCCAUCGGCCGCGGCUGCGGGAGGCUUGCCAAGUUCGCCGUCCAAGGAUGCGACCUUGUCACGUCGGCUGGGAUCAGGAAGCUCGCUUCGGCUCUCCGGUCUACGCUCAAGGAGGUCAGCGUCUUGCAGUGCCGGUUUCUCAACACCGCGGCGUGUCUCACUGCUCUGAAUCCGAUCCGUGAUCGGAUCGAGAGUCUUGAGAUCAGCUGUGACUGGGAGGAAGUUGAAGAAGAGCCUGCCAAUGCAGCCAACGGAUGUCAUCAUGAGGAUCAUGAGCCUGCCAAUGCAGCCAACGGCGUCAACGGAUGUGAUCACGAGGAUGAGGAUGAGACUGCUGAAACGUCAUAUGAGUCUGCGUCCAAGAAAUGCAGGUACAUGGAGGAAUUGGACAAUUUUAGUAGCUGGGAGAUGCUCCGAUCACUCUCGCUCUGGUUGGCGGCGGGCCAGCAACUCAACCCGCUCAUUUCUGCUGGGCUCGAUAGCUGCCCGUUGCUUGAGGAGAUAUCAAUCAAGGUGGAGGGCGAUCUCCGGACAUGUUCACGACCUUCUCCGGUGUCGGUUUUCGGCUUGAGCGACCUUGGAGCCUUCCAGGUGCUGUCCAAGAUGAAAUUGGACCUCAGUGAGGCGGUCGGUUAUGCACUCACCGCGCCGACGGGGCACAUGGAUCUUGCACAGUGGGAGCGGUUUUACUUGAGUGGCAUCGAAUCUCUUGAGAAUUUGUAUGAGCUGGACUACUGGCCUCCCCAAGACAGGGAUGUGAACCAGAGGAGCCUGUCACUGCCGGCGGUCGCGCUGUUCCAGCGCUCCCUCGGGCUCAGGAAGCUCUUUGUCCAUGGCACCACACACGAGCACUUCUUGAGCUUCUUCCUGAAAAUGCCAAACUUGCGCGACAUGCAGUUAAGGGAGGACUACUAUCCAGCACCGGAGAAUGAUAUGAUGAUCACGGAGAUGCGGCCUGAAUCUUGGCUCCGGUUUGAGGUGCAGCUGAACAACCAGCCCAUUCCUAAUUAACGGUGGAUUCAAAGUUGUAUACAGAGACGCUGCUGGAA
Messenger RNA from Lolium rigidum, 2211 nucleotides. RefSeq names its product F-box/LRR-repeat MAX2 homolog. The record is from RefSeq and is a predicted model, not a curated record. Gene Ontology annotation, biological process: SCF-dependent proteasomal ubiquitin-dependent protein catabolic process. Gene Ontology annotation, cellular component: SCF ubiquitin ligase complex. Gene Ontology annotation, molecular function: protein binding. Bases 2 to 2173 code for a protein of 723 amino acids. The transcript has a single exon. Lineage: Eukaryota; Viridiplantae; Streptophyta; Magnoliopsida; Poales; Poaceae.